CUUGCUACGCAAAAUCGCUGGGUCUUAAUUGAUUUUUGGUCAUCUUGUUGCGCCUCUUGCCAACGUUUAGGCAUCGUAUUUGAGCGCGUUGCGUCUCGCUAUAAAUCAAGUUUACUUGCUACCAGAAACAAUAUUGAUCAACAAGAAGAAAUCGCCAAGUUUUUUAAUGUACGCACUGUGCCUACAUUGAUACUACUGCGUGACGGAGAGAUUGUAGACAAAAUGGUUGGUCAUCAUGCUGAGUAUGAACCCAUGAAAAACUCUACACAGCAAAUGAUAGGCGUUGGACUAAGAAGCCCACAUUACGAAGCUGCGCUCAGUUCAGAUGUUUUGGUGGAUUUUGUGGAAGUACAUGCCGAAAACUUUUUUGCAGACGGGGGAGCGAGCUUAGCGGUGCUUGAUCAAGCUGCCGCACGUUUCCCCAUCAGUCUGCACGCCACGGCAUUAGGUCUUGGCUCAAAAUCUGGGGUAGUCCCACAGUAUGUGCAAAAGCUAAAUCGAUUAGUUGAACGAAUAAACCCAUUUUUGGUGUCUGACCACGCUGCCCAUGCUUGGUCUAAGCACAAUGACGUAUUACAGCAUGCUGGGGAUUUAUUACCUUUGGCAUUUAACGAGGACAGUUUGGAUUCUUUGUGCGAAAACGUAGAAAAACUUCAGCACCAUUUAAAGAGCCCCAUUUUAGUUGAAAACAUUUCUGCCUAUGUGGCGUUUAGCAACAACACCAUGUCUGAAACAGACUUCCUCACCUCACUUACUCACCGCACUGGUUGUGGCCUAUUGUUGGAUCUAAAUAAUUUAGUGGUCAAUGCUACUAACAAUGAAAUUACUACCCCAAUUGAAUAUGUGUCGCAGUGGCUUGAAUCCAUACCUUUAACAGUUGUCGGUGAGAUUCAUCUAGCAGGAUGCACACUACCGCCCGACGGCGAGCUCAUGAUCGAUGAUCACAGUAACCAUGUAUCAGAAACCGUUUGGCAAGCCUAUCGUUUGGCAUUAAAACGUUUUGGAGCAACGCCAACGCUGAUUGAGUGGGACAGCAACUUGCCAAGCUGGGAAACAUUGGUUGCAGAAGCACAAUUGGCCCGUCGAAUCUCGCAAGAGGUACUUGCAUCA
Molecule: messenger RNA, 1110 nt
Organism: Darwinula stevensoni
Lineage: Eukaryota; Metazoa; Arthropoda; Ostracoda; Podocopida; Darwinulidae
Source: the annotation of a GenBank genome assembly